Messenger RNA from Macroventuria anomochaeta, 1542 nucleotides. RefSeq lists its product as uncharacterized. NCBI's taxonomy places the organism in Eukaryota, Fungi, Ascomycota, Dothideomycetes, Pleosporales, Didymellaceae. The record is from RefSeq and is a predicted model, not a curated record. The coding region runs from base 1 to 1542 and encodes 513 amino acids. The transcript has 2 exons.
AUGGGUAUCCUCGAUCUUGCCGACGAACUUUUACGAAUUAUCCUCGAACAUGUCGCCUCAGAACCAGAAAAACUCAUUAGCUUGGAACGUCGCGCAUAUCUGUCACAAGAGAGCUUCAAACCACCUCCACCAAUCGAACCGGACCAGGCCCAAACAAUCGCGAACCUGAGACUCACAUGCAGGAAGUUUGCAGACCUCGGCGCCAUCCACCAAUUCUCCAGAGUGACGACACGAUUCUCAAGGAGAGGCCUGAAGCGCCUGGAAAAUAUUGCAAGCCAACGGCAUCUGGCUGAGCGGGUGAAGAAAUUUAGCUACAUGGUGCCCUUCUUCUACGUAGAAGGACGAGAACGUGUGCAGGACCUCCUUCCAACAUUACCAGGCAACCUCGGACUCCUUGACGCUAGUCACUUUGUGCAGAAAGUGAAGGAACAAAAGGAUAUUGUCCGCACACAAGAGGACGCCCGAGUCUUGACGCUGGCCAUAUCGGCUUUUACAUCGCUUCAGCACGUCCAAAUACUAAGACUACAGGAUCAAGAGGACGGCAUGCUCAUGCAGUACAUCCGGACACAUGACGAAGUCAGCCAGAUGGUGGAACUGAAAUGGCCGCCAGCUUGUCUACAUUCAACAAGGACAAUAGGUGAGGCACUGAUUGCAUCAAAAUCGCAAUGUUCCAGGUUUUCAUCACCUAUGCUCAGUCCAGUGAGCGUAUUGGGCGCUGCAAACAAUCCGCCUACCGCAAUGAGACUCCUCGCAGAACGACUUACGUGUCUCGAACUCCACUUCGACGACGGGAUAGAUCUGGACCAACGGAUGAGGGACCUUUCAUCACUGUCAAAGGCUGUAUUUACAUCCGCGAAAAACAUAGAAGCCGUACACAUUGGAUUCCCUUCGCACAGACCACUCACUUUAAAGCUCGAAGAGAUCUUCCACAACGUCAAGUGGGAUAAACUACAGGCUUUUGGUAUACAGGCGUGGCGACUCGAUGCCGAGGAGAUUAUUGCACUGGCCGGGAGACAUAGAGAAACGUUACGCGGCCUGAGGUUACGAGACGUGCUGUUGAAGGAGGGGAGCCGGUGGAGGGAUGUACUUUCGUUUCUUCGAGAGGAUAUGUCUAGGCUGGACUGGGUCAGUCUCCGGCGGAUAGACUAUGAAAAGCAUUUCGACGACGCAUGGAUAAUGGGUGCAGAGGUACCAGACGACCCUCUAGGGAGCGACAGCAGCGAUGAGAGUGACGAUUGGGAUCUACACGAAGACGAACUCGAUCACGUCGACGCACAAGACGAAGCGUACGUCAGCGACGGCUCGGUGGACGACUCCGAUUCGGAUGCAGGUACGGACGAGCCCGAACAAGGAGGCAACUUGCAUUUCCCACCGUUGUCUCCGGAUACACCCGCCUCAGUACCAUGGUGCAAUUGCAACGGUCACAUGGAUAGCGUAGAAGUACUGGGCGACGACGGGAUACUAGUGACUUACCAGCAGCGGAAGUUCUGGGAGAAGUGGGUCGUCAGAAAGAUGUGCACCGAGCAGCAUGGCCACAAAUGA